This is a messenger RNA of Helicoverpa zea (corn earworm), 1347 nucleotides long. RefSeq names its product tubulin beta chain-like. Lineage: Eukaryota; Metazoa; Arthropoda; Insecta; Lepidoptera; Noctuidae. Gene Ontology annotation, cellular component: cytoplasm; microtubule. Gene Ontology annotation, molecular function: structural constituent of cytoskeleton; GTP binding; GTPase activity. The transcript is spliced from 2 exons. The record is from RefSeq and is a predicted model, not a curated record. The coding region runs from base 1 to 1347 and encodes 448 amino acids. Gene Ontology annotation, biological process: mitotic cell cycle; microtubule cytoskeleton organization.
AUGAGAGAAAUAGUCCACAUUCAAGUUGGGAGGUGUGGUAACCAGAUUGGAGCGAAAUUCUGGGAGGUGAUCUCAGAUGAACACGGGAUCGACCCAAAUGGCUGCUACAGGGGUGACUGCGACCUUCAGUUAGAACGCAUCAACGUUUACUACAAUGAAGGAUCAGGCUGCAAAUAUGUUCCCCGAGCGGUAUUAGUGGACCUCGAACCAGGCACCAUGGAUACCUUAAGAGCUGGAGUUUAUGGAGAAAUAUUCAGGCCAGACAACAUCGUAUACGGCGUUACCGGUGCAGGUAAUAAUUGGGCUAAAGGCUAUUACACUGAAGGCGCAGAUUUGCUUGAAUCUGUCCUAGAUGUGGUGCGAAAAGAGGCUGAAGGUUGUGAUUGUCUGCAAGGGUUCCAAGUUGUGCAUUCACUUGGUGGCGGUACUGGCUCUGGCUUAGGAACGCUGCUUUUAGCGAAUUUGACUGAGGAGUACCCUGAUAGGAUUUCUGCUACGUACUCUGUGGUACCCAGUCCUAGGGUCUCUGACACAGUCGUAGAGCCUUACAAUGCAACGUUAGCAAUAAAUCAGCUGAUCGAGAAUUCAACACAAUCAUAUUGUAUAGACAACGAGGCUUUGUAUCACAUCUGUUUCCGCACGCUGAAGCUGCGGACUCCAACUUACGGCGACCUGAACCACUUGGUAUCUACGACCAUGUCAGGAGUGACGACGUGCCUCAGGUUCCCUGGACAACUGAACGCAGAUUUGAGAAAGCUAGCCGUCAACAUGAUACCAUUCCCAAGGCUACACUUCUUCAUGCCUGGGUUUGCCCCGCUGACGGCAAGAGGAAGCCAGAAAUACCGAGCUCUAACCGUGCCAGAGCUGACCCAUCAAAUGUUUGAUGCGAAGAACAUGAUGGCCGCUUGCGAUCCUCGACACGGCAGGUAUUUGACAGUCGCUGCAAUCUUCCGCGGUCGUAUGUCAAUGAAGGAGGUAGACGAACAGAUGUGCAACAUUCAGUGUAAGAACAAGGACUUCUUUGUGGAAUGGAUUCCUAACAACGUGAAGACUGCUGUUUGCGAUAUACCUCCACGAGGGUUGAAAAUGUCUUCGACUUUUAUAGGGAAUACGACAGCUAUUCAAGAGUUGUUCAAACGAAUUGCGGAGCAGUUCACGUCCAUGUUCAGGAAGAAAGCGUUCCUCCACUGGUACAUCUGCGAGGGUAUGGAAGAAUCAGAUUUUGCUGAUGCUGAUCAUAACCUUUGCGAUUUGAUCUCGGAGUACCAACAGUACCAGGACGCGAGCGCUGAUGACCAGGAGUUUGAAGGUGAAGAUGAAGAGGCCAAUGACUUUGAUGAAACCUGA